AUGGAUUUUAAAAGAAAUCCGCGUUAUGGGAUUGAUGAUCUUCAAUCGGAAUUUGAUGAGCAGAGUGAUGUUGAAAGGAAGAGGAAACGCACAGAUUUUCUAGAAAAAGAAUAUCCUGGCGAAGUGCCGAAACAAAAGCGGAAAGAUGCGAAGCACUGGUUUCAAGAUGAGCAUAGUCGAAUGCACAAAAAGAUGGGAAGAAUGAUGUCAAUGAAUGCCUAUCAGCGUCAUAAGGAAAUCAUCAAUAUGUAUUAUCUAAGCUUCCCUGGAUCGACGAAAAUGCUCCAGCCAAGCACAUCGCAUGAACGCACUGAUUAUGAUGUUCUCAAAGAUAAUCAUAAAUUUGUUUGGUCCGCUGAAGAUGAAGCCAAUGCUGAAAAGUCAUGGGAGACUAGAAUGGCGAAGCGAUAUUACGAUAAGCUUUUUAAAGAGUAUUGUAUUGUCGACCUAUCUUUGUAUAAAAAGAACAAAAUAGCAAUGAGGUGGAGAACUGAAAAAGAAGUAAAAGAUGGAAAAGGUCAAUUUCAAUGUGGAAAUCGAAAAUGCGAAAAUUCGGACGAUCUGAAAAGUUGGGAGGUGAAUUUUGCAUAUAAAGAAAACGAUCAGCGAAAAAACGAGCUAGUGAAGGUUAGACUUUGUCCAGAAUGUUCAGAGAAGCUCAACUAUGGAUCAAAAAAGCGGCAAGUCGAGAAAAAGAAGAUUUUGAGAAGAUGGGAGCGCCAACGUCAGCAUAAAGACAUCAAGCCAUCGGCGAAUGACGAUGAUGAAUCGAAGCCGAUUAAUGAAUCCGAUUCCAAAUCUGACUCGGCGACUAGCGAGGAGAAGAACAAACAGACAUCAGUGUCAUCGUCGGAUAUCUGGGAAGCUCCGGUUCAAAAGGAAAUUGAGAAGACGGUUGAUGAGGAUAUUGACGAUUUUCUGGAUGAUCUAUUUCAAUAA
This is a messenger RNA of Caenorhabditis bovis, 939 nucleotides long. The record is from the annotation of a GenBank genome assembly. NCBI's taxonomy places the organism in Eukaryota, Metazoa, Nematoda, Chromadorea, Rhabditida, Rhabditidae.